CCAAUUUCUAGGCCUGUCUGUGGAAAAUUUUCCGCAGGGAAACGACAGUAGGUUUAAGUAGCGAUGGCGGAUAAAGUAGCUUCAUCUCCAAGUCUGCUGACCUAUAUAUAGAUGAGGCCUUCACCACAAGAGACAAAGUGUAGCAGAUCUUUAGAAGCAAAAGAGAGAAAACCCAUUUGCCUGACGUUAGAAUGGCCAGCGAAGAUGUUGUUCUCUAUGGCACAUGGAGUAGCUCUUUCGUUGACAGAGUGAAAUGGGCUCUGAAGAUGAAGGGGGUGGAGUCCCAGUUUGUUGAAGAAGACCUGCUCAACAAGAGCCCCAUGUUGCUGCAGUACAACCCAGUUCACAAGAAGGUCCCCGUGCUCGUGCAUGCCGGAAAACCGAUCGCAGAAUCGACCGUGAUCCUCCAAUACAUCGAUGAAGUAUGGCCGCAGAAUCCGAUCAUGCCUGAGGACCCAUAUGACAGAGCCACGGCAAGGUUCUGGGCCAAGUUUAUUGAUGAAAAAUGUAAGGAAGCUGUAUGGGCUGCAAUUGGCCCUUGUACAAAUGAACCGGGGAAGAACGUAGAGCCUGCUCUGGCGGCGCUCCGAGUGCUGGAUGAUCAUCUGGGAGGCCGGAAAUUCUUUUCCGGCGACACCAUUGGAUACGUCGACUUAGUCGCAGGGUGGAUCCCUCGCUGGAUGGCGGCGGUGGAAGAAUUUGCAGGCACGAAGCUUCUUGAUCCUCAAAGAUUCCCAUCACUUCACGCUUGGGCCUGUAAUUUUCUCGAGGUCCCGAUCAUCAAGGACAAUCUAGCGCCUCAGGACAAGCUUGUUGGACGCAUGAAGGAAUACAGGGAGAUUUAUUUGGCUAAGUGUGCUUGCAGCUGAACUUCCUUCAUUUCAGGUGAGGGAAAAGAAUUCCCACCGCCCAAAUUAUCAACAAAUGAAGAAAUAAGGGCAAUCUCACACCACACAAGGGUUAACGUGGUUCGGCCAACGGCCAACAUCCACCGGUGAACUAUUUUUGGUUUUCUUUCAUUCUCAUGUUUUUGUUUUGGUUCAUAUAGUGAAGUAAAUGAUUGAAUAAAGGAAAAUAAUAAAAGAAACCAAUCUCUCCAACCGUUGCCUCAACAAUCUCUCCCUCAAGUUAGAGAGCUGAUGUCAAUCUGCCCCAACUUGCUAGUUAUCCAUUGAUGUUGCUUCUUUCGUAGAGCUUUAGUAAAUAUAUCUGUCAAUUGAUGUUG
Molecule: messenger RNA, 1225 nt
Organism: Nymphaea colorata (pocket water lily)
Lineage: Eukaryota; Viridiplantae; Streptophyta; Magnoliopsida; Nymphaeales; Nymphaeaceae
Product: glutathione transferase GST 23-like
Exons: 2
Coding region: 192-869 (225 amino acids)
Biological process (GO): glutathione metabolic process
Cellular component (GO): cytoplasm
Molecular function (GO): glutathione transferase activity
Source: RefSeq, a predicted model, not a curated record